AGCUAUUUUUUGGCGAAUUUGGGGAUACAAGCCGUUGUAGAUGGGCGAUGCAGCGGAUGGGAUAAGUCUGUUGAGCUAAAAUUGCAGGAACGUGUACUAACAUCUCCGCAUCUAGGCUAUAUUAUCAUUCAUUCAUAUCUGGAAUGUCGUCUGUAAUACCUUACCAAGCACGCCGAUUUAAUGAUCCACCGUUUCAGUGUAGGCCUAAUCCUUUUCUUUUGAAUGAAAAACUGUUGGUCACUUUAUUUACGCCAGUAUUGGGGGCCGGUGGUCGAAUUUUGGCAGCCCCAGUGACAUGCAUACAAAUUCAUCACUUCAAUCAUUACAUUUUAAGGUCACUAGAUGGUACCCCAGAAAGAAGAUUUUGUAUUUUUACAGAUUAACAAUAUAAAAACAAAAAACUCCAUUGACCUCCUUACUAAAUGACCCUUACAUUUUUUGUCGAUAGAGGGAGCCAGUGACUUUCAAAUAAAAUAGCCUAAUUAGGCUUGGCCUACAGCUGAAAAGUUGUAUUCUGAGGUGCGCAUACAGUUAAAAUGUUAGUAUUUGUCGACAUGUCAUCUCCACUCUUACAAUUUCAGUAAGAUUGGAAUAUUUCUCAACUCUGCCAUAUCUGAAAUGAUAGCCAAUGCAUCAAGACAUUUGUUCUAGCAUAUUAAACGAAAAGUAUCCUACGUGAGUUUGUAAACACUCAGGGGAAAUGGGAUUCCCCGGCGAGCUUCUAAUGAUUACUGGACAGAAGAUGCAGCAUCUUUGGUCACGGAUGGACUCUCAGUCAUUUCAUGAAGGCUUGUCUCGAGAAGAAAAGAACGGAUUUAUCUCCUUCAGUACAAUAUGGCACAACACUUUGGAGGAAAAUGGAGAUCGCAUAGCUGCACCAUGGCAGGCUCCAUCUGGCUGCUCCUGGCUCUCACCAGUCCACUGGUUGCCUCCUUCCUGCCCCUGCGCCAGCUCGCUCCCUGUGAAGUGAUCGAGAUGGACGCGUCCUGCACCAAUCUGAACCUGGAGACCGUUCCAGACAAGCUUCCCCAAGGCAUCCAAAAAAUUGACCUAUCGUGGAACAUUUUACAGAACCUUACCCAAGAGGGUCUGGCAUUCUACAGCAGUAUACAUCACCUGAACCUACAUUCCAACAUGAUACAGUUCAUCCAGCCUGGCUUGUUUAAAGACAUGACCAGUCUUAAAGUGCUGAACCUCUCCAGGAACAACUUGGAUGUGUUUGCUGUCUCAAAGACCCAUGUUGGACCACUGACAGCCGUAGAGAUGCUGGACCUCUCAGGCAAUGGCCUGUUCACUGGGAUGACUGACUACUUCCUGCGUGAAGCUCCAGCUCUCCUGAAUCUGUCUCUGAACGGCAACAGUAUUACCCAAAUCGCCCAAAACACCUUUUGUGGAUCUUUGGCUUUGAGAAAAAUUGACCUUCACAACAACGUCAUCUUAGAGAUCGAAAACGGGGCCUUCGACUCACUGCUACAGCUGUUUGAACUGGAUUUAUCGAUGAACUCAAUCAGAUGCAUUGCUGACUUUAACCUUUCUCAACUAAAGGUGUUAAAUCUUAGUAAGAACAGCAUGGAAUCAUUCCAAACCACAGACUCAGACCUUGAAUAUGAACUCCUCUACCUUGAUCUGAGAGAAAACAGGAUCGACUACUUUCCCCUCAUCCCCCGAAGGAACAAGCUAAUGUAUCUGGAUGUGUCCAGGAACCGUCUGAGGAGCAUCAACACAACAGGGACGGCAGAGGAGAUGGAACUCCUCAGAGAUGUGCUGGCGGCUCCAGGCCAGUCCGCUGGAAGCAGCAGACACCAAGAUUUCUCGAGGCUUGUGUACCUCGACAUGAGUUACAACCAGAUCAAGAGCAUACCACAAUCUUUUUUCUGUAGCAUGGUGUCUCUUGAGGUCUUGAAUGUUAGUAACAACUGUAUAGGAGCAUUUUUGGUAGACCAGGAAACCCCCAUGAACUCGUUAAAGACUCUGGACCUGAGCUUCAACGCCCUUCAGAACUUCUCUUUAGGGUCGAACAGCCUGCGCUCUCUCGAGGAGCUCUUCCUGCAGGGAAAUUUUCUCCUGUCCAUUCAUCCUGCAACCUUCCAAACUCUGCCCAGUAUCAGAUACCUGCACCUCCAGCAAAACUAUCUGAAGGUCUGUGCCACACAGAGAAAACCACCCAACUCUCCACAGGCAGACUUCACCUCCCACAAUCCUCCAGGAUGCGUCUCAUUUUCUUCCAUACAAACCUUACACUUUCUGUACCUUUCUGAGAACAGUCUUGAGGCCUUACCCCCAUAUGCCUUCUAUGGCACUCCACUGAGGCUGCUUGACCUUUCCCUGAACCCAGGUUUAGAGAUGCAUGAUGAUGCCCUCUCUGGUCUGGAAAACUCCUUGUCUCAUCUAUCACUGAAGGAAAACCACAUGCCAGAACUGAAACCGGACCUCUCCCUGCUGGGCAAUCUAAAGUUUGUGGACCUCUCCGCUAACAAACUUACCACCUUCCCUUUGUGGAACAAGCAGUCGUCCAUAGAGUCCCUGAACCUGCAGAACAACAGCCUGGUGACAGUGCAGUAUGAGACGGUGGUUGCGCUGGAGCGCAGCCUGAAGGUGCUGUAUGUGGGCUCCAACCCGCUGGGCUGCUGCAGAAACCUGCCCUUCCUCCUCAUGCUCCAGCAGGCUGCCGUCACCGUCCCCGACAUCGCCACAGCCACCUGCCUCGACACCCAGGGCCCCGAGCCUGUGGAGAGGAACAUCGGGAGUGUGACCCAGGAACAGUGCCAGACUCUCAGCAGGAGCUGGAUCAUCAUAGUUGUAGUGAUGACGGUGGUGUUAAUAGCAGCACUAGCGCUGCUUGUCAAGCUGUGCCUCCCAAGGAAAAGAAGGUUCAACAGUAGCUUGAUGAAGGCAUGAUGAACACGCCCCCCCAACCUGAACCCAAAGUGAUUGGGUGGAAGCACAAUCCUGAAAUCUGGAAACAUGAAGAACAUUGGUGCCUAUUAAUGUGAAGUAGCAUUUAGUCCUUCUUAAGCUGACAUUGAGGGAAUAUCAAAAGUUUGAGCAAACCAAGCAUGAAGGAAAAGGCUGUGUAACAUGUUUAAUUUUGUGUCAUACAAAAAGUAUUACCGCGCCGUCAUAAGGGGGGGAAUCUUUUCAACAAGAAUCAUUAUAUUUCCCAAGAAGUACAAUUAUUCACUUGAGGUCACAAGGUUUCUGAUUAAUACAGCAAAGCUCUGGUUUAGCCCACCAGUUCCAGAAAUUAACUGACAAUAACACAAAAACGAAUGAAAGGCAGAAACAAAAAUGUCACUUUUAACGUAAUUUAUAAGCAUGAAUGAGCCCAGGUGUUGAAUACUCAAGGCUCUAUGGCUGAUAU
Hypomesus transpacificus is the source of this 3361-nucleotide messenger RNA. It is a transcript of the gene lrrc32, whose product is annotated as leucine rich repeat containing 32. The record is from RefSeq and is a predicted model, not a curated record. Bases 835 to 2898 code for a protein of 687 amino acids. The transcript has 3 exons. NCBI's taxonomy places the organism in Eukaryota, Metazoa, Chordata, Actinopteri, Osmeriformes, Osmeridae. Gene Ontology annotation, molecular function: protein binding.